Messenger RNA from Gekko japonicus, 1878 nucleotides. It is a transcript of the gene COQ3, whose product is annotated as coenzyme Q3 methyltransferase. Gene Ontology annotation, molecular function: 2-methoxy-6-polyprenyl-1,4-benzoquinol methyltransferase activity. The transcript is spliced from 7 exons. Gene Ontology annotation, biological process: ubiquinone biosynthetic process. The coding region runs from base 83 to 1171 and encodes 362 amino acids. The record is from RefSeq and is a predicted model, not a curated record. Lineage: Eukaryota; Metazoa; Chordata; Lepidosauria; Squamata; Gekkonidae.
UCAAGUCUCAGUGGUAGGGAAGGAGGAGCUGAGGGCGUCACGGCCGAGCGUGGAUGGCUUGGACCGUAGAUAGUGAGGAGGAAUGGAAAGUUGGGGUCGUUGCUGGCUGAGUAGAGCAGGGCGGCUCUGGGUUUCUUGCAAUGAGAUGGCGGGAGGCCGGAAGGUCAAUCGGCGCGCCUUAAGCCUGCAGGCAGCGCUCGGUAACCCCUGUAUUCUGCCUCUUCAAAUAGUUCAAGGAGGCUUGUUUAAGAAACAUAAAAUUCAGCUAACAUACAGUGCACGUACCAGUUUAGCUGAAGCAUGGAACAAAAUAUCCUUCACAGGCCAGCUAUUCAGCACUUCUCACACAACAGUGGAUCCGAAAGAGAUGAAGAAAUUCCAGCUCUUGGCACACAAAUGGUGGGAUGAGCAAGGAGAAUAUUCAGCCCUUCAUUCCAUGAAUGAUAUUAGAGUUCCAUUUAUUCGAGAUAUUGUUCUCAAUAUGAGAAAUGAUUGUCCUCUGGGAAGCCCUCUGUCUGGCAUGAAGAUCCUGGAUAUUGGUUGUGGUGGCGGACUGUUGACUGAGCCCCUAGGUAGGUUGGGAGCUUCAGUUACUGGCAUUGAUCCUUUGGAAGACAACAUCAGAACAGCGGAACUGCAUAAAUCAUUUGACCCGGUUCUAGCCAAGAGAAUACAGUAUAUAUCCUGUUCACUAGAAGAUCUUGUGGAAGAGACUUCGGAAACCUUUGACAUCAUUAUAGCUUCUGAAGUAGUAGAACAUGUGGCUGAUGUGGAAAUGUUUCUCAGGUGCUGCAGUGAAGUGUUAAAGCCUGAAGGCUCUAUAUUCAUAACUACAAUCAACAGAUCACAGUUGUCUUACAUCUUGGGCAUUGUGGUUGCUGAGAAAGUAUUGGGCAUUGUUCCGGCAGGCACCCAUGAGUGGGAGAAAUUCAUAGCUCCUGAAGAGCUGGAGCGGAUCCUAGAAUCAAAUGGUUUUUCAGUCAAGACAGUGAAAGGAAUGUUGUACAACCCUCUCCUUGGAUCCUGGAGCUGGAUUAGAAGCACUAGCAUUAACUAUGCCCUCCAUGCUGUGAAAUCCUGUGCACAGGAACAGUCAGGUCCAAGUGAACCACCUCUGGAGACACACAAAGCACAGCUCCAAACUGAAGCUAGUAUUGGAAGUGGUUGUUGAGACAGGUGGCAUGUUGGAAGUUGGAGGAAGAGUUGCAUAAAACAGCCGUAAUAAUAAACAAGCAAAGAAAGAAAUGCCUUGUGUUUAUAAUGCUGGAUGUCAAAAUGUGUCUGCCAGCCUGUUCCAGAGCAGUCUGGAAGGAGAAGAAUUGUUCUUUCUUUGCAGUAACAAAUGAACAAAGCACAUUUGGGUUAUCUUGGAUAAGAAAUCAAUUGUGUACCUACUGGUCAGGUAUUUGGAGAAGUUGCUAGAAGAGACUGGCUGUUCAUGGACUGGUUGUUUUUAAAUAAAAUGUGUGCUGCCAGGUUUUUAAAGAAUAAUCUUUUAUGUUAUGAAAGAGCUUUUUGGAAGUUCUGGCAUAAAAUGCAAUAAUUUAUAUCAGCAUAUGUCACUCAUCCAAAUUCACCAGCUUCUCUAUUAUUUAAACAUGGGUUGGGGGCAAAACCUCUUAUUUCUCACAUGGCAUUAAUUCUGCACUUCACCACUGAAUAUAGUAGCAUAGCUAAAUGCUUGGCUCAAUGUAAGAAUUGGACUUUAGGGUGCAGAUGAAAUCAGAGCUGUUUAACGUGCACAUUCUCCUUUCAUUGUCAUGUAAAUAGGAGUAUAUUAUAUUUACCUGAAAAGACUACCCCUAAUAUUUGAUCACAUCCCCCAGGGCCGGUGUCAGGCUUUUUUGCACCCUAGGCAAGGCUAACUACUUGCCCCCC